CCCCAGAUGACUGCCUGCUGAAACUGUCAUUGACUGCAGACUGCCUGCAGAAACUGUCAUUGACUGAUUGAAAAGAUAAGGACUUGCAACAAUGCUGCUGUUCGUUGCUGCUAUGAGCACCAUGUUGUGUCUCCACCUGUCGGUUCUCGGUGCUGCUGGUGAUAGAGACGCCCUUCUAUACAGGGUGGACAUCUACUUGCCCCCGAAGGCGGGGAGGGACGAGACGGCGGACAUACAGCAGAUUAAGGAGACAGUGAAAGGUCUAAGUGACAUCAAGGUUCUCUUUUCAUUUAAGGAGCUUGGAAAUCCAAGGAUUAUUCUUGUUCUUGACGUUGAGAAAGCAUGCAGUUGGCCCCAGUUGACUGGUUUUCUAUUCAGCAAGGGAUAUGAGUUCAGCGUCACAUCCCUCUACAGCUGCGAAGACUUCGCCAAGGAGCUCGGCCUCAACCUGCCUAAGGACAUGUGGUCAUCAUUUUUCGAAAAUCAUGACCUUCUCAUGGACAGGAAGAUAUUUCCUGUAGGAGACUUGUCAACUCUUGAGUACAACGAAAUGCUGAAGUGGACGUUCGCGGGAGAUGGAGCCCUUCACAUAUCCGGACAGGAACAAGCAUGCUUCCGAACUCUCGCCGAAUAUCCGGUUGAACUGAUGUACUUCGGUCCCGUUCGCCAACAUGGUAUAGAAGUACUGGAAGAAAAUUUGCAUGGACCUAAGUACUUCCAUAAUACAGUAACACGAAUCGAAAACCUUUAUUCUUACCCUGAAGGCUGCCAAAAAUGAGACCAAGAAUGAUGUGCAGAUUCUGUGUUUAUUUGUCAGGAGACAUUCAAGGUUUGUCGAGGUACAUUGAAUUGCAUAAAUAAUAAUAUAAGAGGUACUGCACAGUU
This is a messenger RNA of Haliotis rufescens (red abalone), 885 nucleotides long. RefSeq lists its product as uncharacterized. The transcript is spliced from 6 exons. The record is from RefSeq and is a predicted model, not a curated record. Bases 92 to 778 code for a protein of 228 amino acids. Lineage: Eukaryota; Metazoa; Mollusca; Gastropoda; Lepetellida; Haliotidae.